ACUUUGAACACGAGCUCACUCCGUCAGUGAGCGGCGGACCGUCUGUGCGUCAGCUCUCCAGCGGAACUAUCCCGUGCUUCAACAGGAGCUCAUCAUGUCUCACUAACGGUUUAAUUCGGCUGUUUGGUGACACGAGAGGCACAUUUUAAUACACCUUUGGAGAAAUGGAGGCUGUGAGCAAGUGGAGCCCUCAACAAGUGGUGGACUGGAUGAGAGGUCUGGACGACAGCCUGCAGCAGUACAUCCCGUCCUUCCAGCAGCAGCAGGUGGACGGGGAGAAGCUGCUCAGGAUGACCCACCAGGAGCUGCUGUCUCUGGGCGUGUCGCGGGUCGGACACCAGGAGCUCGUGCUGGAGGCCGUGGAUCUCCUCUGCGCUCUGAACUACGGUGUGGAGUCGGACAACCUGAAGACUCUGGUGGGGAAGAUGAGAGCGGCGCACCACAGCCUGAACAGCGCCGUGUCGCAGCGCAGGAAGAACCCAGCCUACCACAGCAAGAUCUCCCAUCAGCCCUCCAACGAAUUCCUGACCGCCGUGGUCGAGCUGAUCGGGGCCGCCAAGAGUCUGCUGGCCUGGCUCGACAGGACUCCUCUGACCAGCGCCAACGACUUCACCUCCACCAAGAGCAAAAUCAUCCAGCUGUGCCUGGAGCUCACCUCCACCGUCCAGAAGGACUGCACUGUUUAUGAGAUCGAGGAGAAGAUUCUGGAAGUGUCCCGAGCUCUGAACGGCGUCUGCGAGAAGACCGUGCAGGCGACCUCUGACCCCUCAAAGAGCGAGCUGUCCUGUCUGGAGGAGGUGCACAUCACUAACGUCAAGCCUGGCGAGGGACUGGGUAUUUACAUCAAAUCCACCUACGACGGGCUUCACGUCAUCACAGGGACAACAGAGAAUUCUCCUGCAGAUAAAACCCAGAGGAUUCAUGCUGGAGACGAAGUCGUUCAGGUCAACAAGCAGACGGUGGUGGGCUGGCAGUUGAAACAGCUGGUGGAGAAGCUGAGGGCGGAGUCUGGGGGCGUCGUCCUGGUGGUGAAGAAGAGGCCGGCGGGAAUAUCCGCCGGCUUCGCAGCCGCUCCGCUGAAGAACCUGCGCUGGAGACCGCCGCGAGUGCAGACCUCUCAGGGAGCUCCGGGUCUCUACAGAACUCCACAACCAGAAACCUCAGAUGCUCCCGGAAAGAGAGGGAAGACAACCAUAUUGGAUCUGCACGUCCCUCCUCCUCCCACAGCACCUUACGUACCACUAGACGCGAACAAGAACGCGUCUCAAGGUGUGAAAAUGAGGCCGAAGUCUCCAAACUCGUGUCUGGACGCUGAAACAAGGCGACGCCUCUCCACUGCCGACGACAAAAGGGCAUCAGUCAACCCCCUGCCUGAACCCAACCCGUCAGUCCCUGUUCGCAUGAGACAGCACUCCUCGAAACGAUGUAAACCUCGACCCGUCUCCAUGCCAGCGGAGGCGUUUUCGGGAGUUUCCGAGCCGUCCUCCAGGCCCGGAGCCAAGGGAAGGAAAGGUCAGAACGUCCUGCACAGAUACCUGAGCAACGAGGGGAUCAACACCAUCACGGAGGAGGAGCCGUGUUAUCCCCUGCCGUACCGAGGACACCCGUCUGUCCGCGGCGUCGACCACAUCCGAGGCAGCCAGUGCUUCAUUAACGCCGACCUCCACAACAGCGCCACCAUCCCUUACCAGGAGGCGGCGUCCAAGAAGCCCGCCGCCUCCGGCUCUGCCGCUGUCCCUCCUCCCCUGCCCGUCACCAAACAGUCGACGUCGCUGCUCGGAGGCUGGCUGGCUCGUCUCAGGCUGCUCAGCCACUGACUGAAGCGAAUUCUUCUCAGCCUGAACCUCAAGGUGUUGGCAGGAAAAAAAAGUUUUAUGAUGUCUGUUCGAGGCCUUCAGCAGCUGUGACUUAAAAUACAACAGUUCAUGGAAAACAAACUUCUAUCGUGGAAAUGUUAAAGGGUUACUUGUUUUUCUACACUGACUGGACAGUUUUUCAGGAUUUUCCAUGUCACUUAUCACCAAGAACGUUUUACUAAAGAGUUUGUGUUCACACCGAUCAGUUUGAUUAUACAGUUGAACAAUAAAUACAAGAAAGUCGGAAAAUAACUCAUUUGAAACCCCAGCUGGACUUUUAUCUGAUUGGCCAAUGGGGCCACCCAGCUCAGUAUGUAGAGAUGGACAACAAGGCAGCUCCUUGAAGUGAAGCCAAAACAUGUUGAUCGCCCCGUGGUGGCAGGCUGAAGUGUAGGUCAUAAAGCCCACCGCCUCCAAGUUUGCAUCAUAUGUCCACAUAGUGUUCUUUCUUUGGGCAGAAAAGAGCUGGUGUUGCUCUCAGGUGUGCUUAGAUGAAGCGUCUGAGAGAAAAACGCUGCACGUGCGUUUGUUUUUGCACAGUGGGAGAAAGUGUCCAUCUUUAUAUUCAGUCCUGCGACGUCACUGCUGUCUGAGGUCACCAGCGCAACAAAGUACAACCAACCACAUCCGUCAGUCACGCUGGUUUCUGAUCUUACCCAGGCUACAACUUUUGAGUAGCACUAGCAGCUCUACAGCCACUUCAGUCCAGACUGACGUAUCUCAGAAAACACCGGAUGGAUGUUCAUGAUCCCCAGAGGAUGAAUACUAUAGACUUUGAUGAUCCACUAUUCCUAUCACGCCACUGAGGUUGAAAUGUGUAGAUUUUUUUGUUUUUUUUUUCUGACCGCCACAUUGAGACUCCAACCAAGAAAGAAAAACACAUCUGAACCAUACCUCUCUUUUAGCCUAAAGGUACAGUGUGUGAUAUGAAGUGGCAUCUAGCGGAACAGACUCGGCAGAAAUAUAAUGUAAAAAGUUGGAAAUUGGGGGAAAAAAAAAAAGUCAUCUUCUGUCCGUGAGGGCCACCGGAGCUUCUCCAACAUCUUCAGAGAGGGAGAGGUGAGCGAGAGCGUGUUGGAAUCUAGAACCUCACCACUAGAUGCCGCUAAAUCCUCGAUAUCUUGCACACCGUACCUUUUUAAAGAUAUUCAAGAAGUGUAUUUAGCUGCUGAAACCUCAAUGUCUUGUUUUGACUUUUCAUAGAAAAUUUGGACACUUACUUUUUCACUACAGCCAAUUAAAAAUGUAGUUAUAUUAAUCACAUCAGAAUCAGAAAACUAUUGAAAAGCAACUGUAGUCCUGAAUAUGAAAUAGUUUCUAAUGAAAAAACUAGGAAUCAGUUAACGCAGCCAGUUUUUAAAUGGAAACUUCUUUGUUUUGGGCUUAAACACUUCGGAAACACCCGAAGAUUUCUGUUCACGGCGGCCUGAAUCUGCUGGAAAUGAAGCUGGUUUUUGUUUUCAGCAGAUGUGAGUUAUUUGCAAUUGUUUUUCAGAGCUAUAGGACAAGAAAGUACCGUUAGAGAUUUUAAAAUCUGAGUGAAAUUUUAGAGGCCGAAGGCAUGAACAUUGACGUUUCAGUUCAAAGAGGAACGAGUCAAACCUUGGAAAGAGUUUCUAAAUAUCAAAGCUGCAAUAUCUCGUCUUUCCUCUCAGUCUCAGGAGACCAUAGUGCCUCUCUUAUCGCUCCUUUCACUGUCAAUUGUCUGGACAAAACAGUUUGUAAAUAUGUUUUAUAGGUUGUAUUUUAUAACUGCAUAUUUCUUUCAUAUAUCUAAGAAUAGUGUGCUUUUCAGAGUAUAAUGAAUAGUUUAGUGAAUAAAGCUCAACGUUGUUACUAAAUAUUUCUGAGGCUUCACAAAGGUCUUGUUACAACAGUGAUGACAAUAAAAACUUGUUUUAGGAGAAAUAAAUCAACUUUGAGAUAAGCAAAGUGUCAGAGGGAGCAUGAAUAAGACAGUUAUACUCAACACAAAGUUUACCAACAAUUUUCUUUUUAAUGACAUAUACAUUUUAAGAAAGCAGUCGUAAAAUUUUCAUAACAAACUAAACUGAAUGACUUGCUGUAAGAGAAAGUUUGAAUUUGUUCAAAUGGGCAUGAAACCCUCGCAGGAGCUGGUGAGCCUCACAGCUCAAGUUUUGCAAAACAGAAAAUGGUUGGGUUUUUUUUUCUUAUAUUUUGGUUUGAGAGUGAAAUGUCAUUGUUCAAUUCGCAAAAACGCUGCACAGUCCUGAGAUAUUUCCUUGUAAAUCUCAAAAGUACACUUGACUUUAUUGUUAGUUUUCCACUGAUAGCGCGCCGCAGAUCUGCCAGAAGCAGCUUCACGUUUCAGUUGAAACUGACUGAUCCGAAGUACUUCAGGUGUGGCUGUAACAGCUUCAGCGGUUCUUGUUCAGGUUCUUUGAAGAACGCCUGUGUGUUCGAGGUUUCUCCUUGUGCCAUUAUGUAAAAAAAACCAAAAAAAAAACGUUCUGAUGGAGUUCCUCAGGGAAGCGUCAAGGAUCCCCUGAUGUUUACAUUCUAAGAAGCUUCUUGUGUUUCCUCACAGCUCCUUUUCUUUUUACAAAGUAUUUCCUGUUCAUGUUUGGUGCCUUUAUGCUAACAUGGCAUUAUGCUGCAGUAUGAACUAGUCUGUAUUAAAGACUAUGCGAGUGUAAUUAAAACUGUAAAUAUCAGAGAUUACCUUUUAUGUUCUUUACUGGAUGGAAAUGUGGAAAUAUGGAAACAAUUUGAAGAGUUUAGAUUUUUGAUUUAUGAACAUCGCAUUUCUGUUCUGAACGAUGCGGCUGCUGUUCAGUUAAAGCUACAUAGCUACACUUUAUGAUGAAACUGAUCUUUUGUUUCUCGCUCAGGAUGAUCCUGUUUGUAUCUGUUAUGUCCAGUUGAGUAUUUUGUAAGAGUCACUCAGUUUAGCUGGUUUCAUUUGUGUAAUGUGUACAUCUGGAUUAUUGAGGCUCUGCAGUAUCAUGCCUCUGUACUGCUUUGUAACUUGUCAAAAAUCUUAAAAAAUAAAGUGCAAUUUAUUUUGAAA
This is a messenger RNA of Acanthopagrus latus (yellowfin seabream), 4887 nucleotides long. It is a transcript of the gene cnksr3, whose product is annotated as cnksr family member 3. Gene Ontology annotation, biological process: regulation of signal transduction. The transcript has 13 exons. Bases 165 to 1817 code for a protein of 550 amino acids. NCBI's taxonomy places the organism in Eukaryota, Metazoa, Chordata, Actinopteri, Spariformes, Sparidae. Gene Ontology annotation, cellular component: membrane; cytoplasm. Gene Ontology annotation, molecular function: protein binding. The record is from RefSeq and is a predicted model, not a curated record.